Messenger RNA from Cadophora gregata, 1918 nucleotides. RefSeq lists its product as uncharacterized. The transcript has 3 exons. NCBI's taxonomy places the organism in Eukaryota, Fungi, Ascomycota, Leotiomycetes, Helotiales, Ploettnerulaceae. Gene Ontology annotation, biological process: carboxylic acid metabolic process. The record is from RefSeq and is a predicted model, not a curated record. Gene Ontology annotation, cellular component: cytoplasm. Gene Ontology annotation, molecular function: carboxy-lyase activity; pyridoxal phosphate binding. Bases 459 to 1772 code for a protein of 437 amino acids.
CUUACAUAAACUUUCAUGAAAGAAAACUUAGAGUAUUUCUUAGUGUAUUUCAUAAGUCAUCAGAUGGGGCGGCCUUUUGUUUAGAUUCCUUUUGUGUUGUAGAUUUUUCUAUUUCUGUAUAUUUGUAUCUUUUAGAAUGGGUUCCAACGGCAUUUCUUUACCGAGGCAGAAUGGUGACAAAAACUCUCCCCUCAAUCGAGCGGAUGAGGUGGACGAUGUGAGCAAUAGUCCUUUAAAUAUACCCCAUUCUUGGCGAAGGUUAUACAAAACUCUCAUGACAUAUACAUACUGAUACAGUUCAGUUGCUCAACGCCGUUCAGUCUCUCAUAAUUCCUUUUAUCAGAUCUGCAGACCAGGAUGCAGCUUUCAAGCAUACGAGUCAUGGCCUGGCUACUCAAGGUGGCGGCCCUCGAACAGUUAUUCUUGAGCAUCACAGACCAGAGAAACUGGCUCAGCUUAUGAGUGUCGAUCUCCCAAGAAAUGGAAAAGGAAAGGAAGGACUUCUGGCUACUGUCGAGCAAGUGCUUCAAUACAGUGUAAAUACUUGGGACCAGGGAUUUCUGGAUAAGUUGUAUGCUAGCACCAAUGCUGUUGGCGUUAUUUCUGAGCUCUUGCUUGCCGUUUUGAACACGAAUGUUCAUGUAUAUCAAGUAUCUCCUGCACUCACAGUGAUCGAGAAGACGACAGCCAAAGCAUUUGCAAACCUGUUUGGAUUCAAUGGUCCACAUGCUGGUGGCAUUAGCACGCAAGGCGGCAGUGCCUCCAACACCACGUCCAUCAUCAUCGCCAGAAACAACCUGUAUCCUGAAACCAAGACAUCUGGUAAUGGAAACCACAAAUUCGUUCUCUUCACCUCAGCUCAUGGACACUACUCACUUGAGAAAGCUGCUCAAAUGUGCGGUCUUGGAAGUGAAAAUGUCUGGUCCGUCCCUGUUGACAGUCGAGGUCGCAUGAUCCCAUCAGAACUAGAAAAGCUUGUCGCAAAAGCAAAGAAUGAGAGCCGGACGCCAUUUUACGUCAACGCCACAGCAGGGACAACUGUCCUGGGAUCCUACGAUCCCUUUGAAGAUAUAUCCGCUGUAUGCAAGAACCACAAUCUAUGGCUCCAUAUUGACGGCAGUUGGGGUGGUCCUGUGAUCUUCUCAUCAACCCACAAACACAAAAUGAACGGCUCCGAACUCGCGGAUUCUCUCGCGGUCAACCCACAUAAAAUGAUGGGUGUGCCCAUGACUUGCUCGUUCCUUCUUUGCCCCGACUUGAGGAAAUUUCAUAAAGCGAAUACUCUCCCAGCAGGAUAUCUCUUCCACGAAUCUGAUGCCAGCGGCGAAGUGUGGGACCUAGCUGAUUUGACACUGCAAUGCGGUCGACGUGGCGAUAGCUUCAAACUCGCGCUGAGCUGGAUAUAUUAUGGAUCUUCGGGCUUCGAAGCACAGAUCGACUCUGCAUUCGAGAUCGCGUCGUACUUUGCUACGAAGAUCCAGCGCAACGACAAUUUCGUCUUGGUUUCUGAGAACCCACCGCCGUGUUUGCAGGUGUGCUUUUAUUUUCUGAAGGCUGCGAAGGAUGGGGACUUGAAGUUAAAUGAUGACAAGGACGAGAACACGAGGGUGACGAGUGAGACUGUACGAAGAUUGAUACCAAGGGGCUUUAUGGUGGACUAUGCGCCUGGAGGGCGGGGAAGUUUCUUUCGGGUAGUGGUCAAUAGGGACACGAGGAGGGAGACUAUUGAUGGGCUGGUCGCGGCUAUUGAGGAUGUUGGAGGCAGUUUGUGAGAGAAGGGGCUUGAAAUAGGAGGAGUAGAUGUCCCCCUCCCUUCUAGAAGUUGGAUUUGGUUAGACAGCAUUUGCAUAGAUAGAUAUAGACGACACAAUUCACAAAUGCGUCCGCACUUUCAAUUGUUCUCCUAGCGUACUCAGGC